Molecule: messenger RNA, 17895 nt
Organism: Blepharisma stoltei
Lineage: Eukaryota; Ciliophora; Heterotrichea; Heterotrichida; Blepharismidae
Source: the annotation of a GenBank genome assembly
AUGUCCAACCCUCUGCAUCAGCGUCACCAAUGGAUGAUUCAAUGCCUGGCUGAUUGCUUUGAGAUGAGCGACCUCAUUAUGGAAGACUGGUUCCGAGACCGAGAAAGAUACCAAGUCAUCAACAACUUCCUUAAAGGGGCCGGCCCUCCGAAGCUACUAUUCUACCGUCAGACCAACGACAUCCCUACAGGCCAAGACGAAUACGUAGAGUCCUCAGAAGAGCUGCACCUUUUCCUCACUUAUGGCGACACAGUCAGGAUUAAGUCAAAAGGCGCCUUUUUCUACCGCACUCUUCCAGAAGGCAAAGCAGUCAACACCAACGCUUAUAAUGAUACUGAAGUCAUGUUCGGUGAAAUUGGUGCCAAUCCGAUCUCUUCUCUUGAUACCAUCAUAUCAGGAGCGUUUGUGCCCAUGGUCAAUGCCAUGGAUGAGGCAGACUGGGGAGAUUGUGAUAAGGAACAAAGGCUAGAGCUGACCUCAGGAUUAGCCAAAUUUGCCAGUGAGCUUGGUUGUUAAAAAAAAACUGGUAGGCUUUUUCAUACAGCUUUUUCCUAUUAAUAGUGAAAUAACUAUUUUUCAAAAAUCCCUAUAAUAAAUUUAGUUUUUUUAAAAAAUCAUGCACAAAAAACCAAUAGGAUGCUUUUUCUGUAAAAACUACACUUUUUAGUCAUUUUUGGCAACAAAAAAGCUAGGAAAAAAACCUAUUAAUUUCUUUUAAGGUCAACUCCAGUGAGCUAGGAGAAGCCAUAAAAAGCAUGUCAGGAGGAGUAAGGCUGAGAAAACCAGACAAAGAAUAUGAGGUUGAAAAUAUCAGUGAAAAAUUGAGGGAAGCUGCUGAUAAUGAAGUCCUAGUGUCUUAUUAUGAAAAACUAUUGGACGAAUGGAUUCAACAGAUAGAAGCAUAUGUAGAAGAAAGCACUGAAAGCAGGUGGGAAAGCAAUGAAGCAGGGCCACAUACAGAAUUAGAAUACUGGAGAAGCAGAAACCAGAAAUUGACCAGCAUCAAUGAACAGACCAGGACCAAAGAAGUGAAAAAUGUACAGUCAGUGCUACAUAUGGCUAAUAAGACUUCUGGAGAGCACCAAAGCAGGUCUAAAGAAAAUAUCCCAAUGCUGCUUACUCCCCUCCCCUUUGGCUAUUGUUUUUCAAAAUAAUUUAUAUUGAAUUAUAAAAACAUAUUAAAUUAAUAUAGCUCAUACCCCUUUAUAGAUUUCUUUAUCGAGCAAAAUGUACUGGAUUAUUGAACGACCAAGAGAGACUCUAUUAAAGGAACGGGCUGGGAUAUCUAUAUCAGGAAGUGCUAAAAAGUGACAUGUCAAAAAAUGGUGACAAGUCAGAAAAAGUUGACAAGUAAACGCGCCAAUUUUUAAAAUGGAUUUAUUAUUAAAAUAAUUUAAAACUUAAGAUACUCAAUUAGACAGAAGAUAUAAUUACACAUUAUAUAUUGGCUUUAAAUAUUUUGAUUUAUAUAUAUUUAAAUUUAAUAAUAGCUGUGAAAAUCAAAAACUUGCAACUCAAUGUGCAUUUUUCCGCUCGAUAGAAUUUCUUUAUUUUAUGCUAAUUUAUUUAUGAAGACUAGAGCUAUAAUUUGCAAAGUGCGUGGCUUGUGUAUCUCAAUAUAUAAGAAGUUCUUAUCGACUAAGAUGAGAAGUACUUACUCCCCCCCCCCCCCUCCGUGAGCGAACAAAAAAAUUUUGUUCGCUCACGGAGGGGGGUUAAUUUUUUUUUUUUAAAAAAAAUUUAUAUAUAUAAAUUUUAUAAAAAAUAUUUUUUUUUCGAAAUUUAAAAAAAUCCUAAUUUGCAAAAAUUGGGAAGCAAAUAUUAAUUUAAUUUGCAAAAUUUAUGUUUUAAAACGCAAUUUGUUUAAAAUUAAACAGAAUUAGCUCUAGAUUUCAUUAUACUAAUUAUCACUUAUAUAUCCAAAUUUUUUUCCAUUAAAAUUUUUUCUAUUAAAAAAAUUUUUGUUCACUCACGGAGGGUGGGUUUUUGGUCAAAAAAUGGCGAUUUUUCUAAUGGUUUUGUUCGCUCACGGAGGGGGGGGGGGGAGUUAGCAAAAAUUUAAUAUGGCUUGUAAGUGAAAAUCAAAAACUUGCAACUCAAUGUGCAUUUUUCCGGCUCGAUAGAAUUUUUUUAUUUUAUGCUAAUUUAUUUAUGAAGACUAGAGCUACAAUUUGCAAAGUGCGUGUCUUGUGAUUUUAAAUAUAUGCAAAGUUCUUAUCGACUCAUAUGGGAAGUACUUAGCAUAAUUAAAUAUUGAUUAAAAUUAAAAUAUCUUAAGUUUUAAAUUAUUUUAAUAAUAAAUCCAUUUUAAAAAUUGGCGCGUUUACUUGUCAACUUUUUUCAGACUUGUCACCAUUUUUUGGCAUGUCACUUUUUAGCACUUCCUGAUAUAGAUAUCCAGCCCGUUCCUUAAUAGAGUCUCUCUUGGUCGUUCAAUAAUCCAGUACAUUUUGCUCGAUAAAGAAAUCUAUAAAGGGGUAUGAGCUAUAUCCAUAUAAAAUAUAUUUUUCGGAUUUUAAAACUAAAUUUACAAUAUUUAAAUUGAGUUAUCUCAUUUAAUUUAUUACUAUACAAGCAAUUUUGCAAGUUGGAGAUCUCAUUGCUAUAAUCAUUAAUUAUAUAUCAGAAUAUUUUAUACAAAAAUGUUUAUAUUAAAUUUGUUUGUUUCUAACCAGGGGAAGCUAGUAGAUGGAAAAACGUAGAUAUAAAGAUCACUGAAGCUUUAAAUGAAGCCAAAGAUAAUGUGAAAUAUUUGACGACACUUGAGAAAUUCAUAGAGCCACUCUACACAGGGACUCCACAGACUAUCAUUGACAGCUUGCCAGCACUCAUGAACUCAGUCAAAAUGAUCCACACCAUUGCAAGAUAUUACAACACCACUGAAAAAAUGACCCAACUUUUCAUGAAAAUUACAAACCAAAUGAUAAAUACUUGCAAGAAAACUAUUUUACAAGGAAAACCAGUCGACAAACUUUGGCUGAGAGACCCUGACGAACUGAUCGAAACCAUGCAAAACUGCAUCAAGCUGAAAGAAGCUUACCAAGCUCAAUACGAGCUUACUAAAGAAAAACUCCAGGCGAUGCCGAAAGGAAAACAAUUUGAUUUCAGCAAAAACCAAAUUUUUGGAAAAUUCGACUUGUUCUGCAGAAGACUUUCCAAACUUAUUGACCUUUUCACCAUUGUGCGCCAGUUCAGGUCUUUAGCAAAACAUAAGUUUGAAGACAUGGACAAGCUACUUCAAGACUUCAAUAACUUGAUUGAAGAGUUUAAAAACCACAGAUAUGACUUACUGGAUUACUCACAUAACCAUUUUGAUAGAAGAUUCGUUGAAUUCAACGUAGGAGUUAGCAAACUAGAGCAAGACUUGCAAGGCUAUAUUAAUAAAAGCUUUGAAAAAAUCGCUAGCAUUGAUCAUGCACUUAAUUUGUUGAAAAAGUUUGAGACGAUUCUGAAAAGAGGAAGUCUGCAGACUGAGCUUAAUAAUAAGUACAACAUCAUUUUCCACAACUACGGAAUGGAAAUGAAUGAAAUCAAGACCCAAUACAACCAGUUCAAAUCCGCCCCUCCACUUGUCAGAAACAUGCCCACAGUUGCUGGGAACAUUCUCUGGGCCAGACAUCUUUUCCACAGAAUCCAAGCCCCAAUGGAGAAAUUCCCCAAUAUGAUCAAGACCGGAAAAGAACACAGGUCAUAUAUAACUCUUUACAACAGAAUUGGACAAACCUUAACCCUAUUCGAGUAUAUGUACUUGCGAGCCUGGUGUGACGAAAUCGAAAGAAGCAAAACAGGCCUCCACGCUCUGUUACUUUGGCCAAGCGAAGACAAAAAGCUCUAUGUAAACCUUGACGACGAAAUUUUCCAACUUAUCAGAGAAGCUAAAUGCUUACUCCCCCCAUCCUUGAUCGAACGAUUCACUGUAAAAAUUUUUAAAAAUUGGGAAAAUUAACCCCCCAUGCUUGAUCGAAUGAUUUUCAUAACAUGCAAAUUUUUAUAUUAGUUAUCAAAAGCUUGGGAAGAUGUGCCUAAUGAAGUUGCUGUCAGAAGCUUUGAGACGACAGGAAGCUACGGAAUCAACUAUCCGAAGUGCUUAGUCAUCAAUCUGGGUUUAAAAACUCAAUAAUCUAAAAAUAGAGAUUCUUUAAAAUUUUUAAUUCAAUAAAGGAACAAAUUAAAAUUUAUACAGUUUAAAGGGGUAACCAAAAAAUCAAAAUAUUAAAAAUUUGUAUUUUUAUGAAAUUAAUUCAAUUUUUUUGCUGUAAAAAUAAUUAUUAAAUACUCUUAACCCUCUUAUUUAAAAAUAUAUAAGAAAAAAAUAAAUUUUUAUUUUCUAUUUAAUUUUUUUUUAAACCCAUCCUUGACCGAACGAUGGCGAGCCGUUCGAUCAAGGAUGGGUGGGAGUUAGAUAGGAUGGGCGUCGAAAUCCCUGAAAGUGCCAGAAUUGUACUACUCCAAGAAGAAAAAAUCAAGCAUUACUAUAGCGAGCUUGACUAUUUGCUUAAAGAAUAUGAAAGAGUGCUAGGCAAAAUCAGGCCGAUCACUAAAACACUGCUAGGCCCUCAUUUGGAAGAUUUAGAGUAUAAGCUCAGGCCUGGGAUCGUCACUUUGACCUGGACCUCUAUGAAUAUUGACGGAUACCUUCACCACGUCCACUCCGGCCUUCAAAAAUUAGAACAGUUGAUUAUCAGCAUUAACGACAUCAUAGAAAACAGAGUAGAAAACAACCUAAAAGCGAUCAGCAAAGUUAUACUAGUCGAAAUGCCAGAAAACAGCAAAACUUUUACCCAGGACGAAUUCGUAGAACUCCAAGGAAACUCAGCGAAAACCCAAACUGAGUUUUUAAUGAGCAAAAAUAUAGAAGUGGAAAGAGCGGUCGACGACUUGCUGCAGACUAUUAAGUCUUACCCACUUGACCAGCAUGUAGAGCCUAUAAACCAAGAUGAAGUCGUAAAGCUCAAGAAAUACUAUAACUGGACUAUGUACCAAGCACUGCUACAUUGCACCAAAAACUCUCUAAAUGCGAUGAAGGAAAGAGUUUGUGGGAAAAAAGCUAGGGGAGCUGCAAUCCCAGCACAGUUGUCGCCGUUCUUUGAAGUCACUGUGCAUCUGGAGUCGAGGUCUGAUGACGUUAAGGUAAAAAUUACGCCUUCUAUUGAAGAUGUCCAGGAACAUAUUAACAGAGCUGCCAUUGCAGUAUUGAAAUGCUCAAAAAGUGUAGUUAACUGGUUCCAACAGGACAAGGCAGAAAAUGAGAAAAAGGACAGCUUUUAUGAUAUGAUUGCUCAGGAUAAAGAAAUCGUCAAAGUCAUUUUGCUCCUGACUGGGUCUAUUCAUGGGACGAAAAAUACAGUCACACAGUAUUUAGAAUCUUUCCAGAGGUUUUCGUGGCUGUGGACACAAGAUCCAGAGAAAAAACUGUCAGAGUUUAAUAAAAAAGACCCUACAUUGGACGAUUUUGAAGAAAAACUUAAAUAUUUCACCUCAGUAGAGCACGAUAUUGAAACUGUCGAAGAUGUUUUCCAGAUCGGUGCCAUGGCUCUCAAAACGAAAGCAAUUGCAGACGGCCUCAAAGAGUACGUCCACCACUGGAAAGCUGUGUUUUCCAAAGACCUUCACAAGCGUGCUAAAAGUAGACUGGAAAACAUCCUACUCCAGCCCCUCCGUGAGCGAUCAAAACCAUUGGAAAAAUCCCCUCUAUGAGUGAAUAAUUUUUAUUUAAAAAUUUAUAUAAAAAAAUAUUUUGAUAUAUUAGCGAUAGUUAUAACGAAAUAUCUAGCUAAUUCUACUAAAUUCAAACGAAUUGCAUUUUAAAGCAUUAAUAUUACAAAUUAAAUUAAUUUUUGUUUUCCAAUUUUUGCAAUUUAAUAUUUUUUAAAUUUCGAAAAAAAAAUUACUACAAAUUUCUAUAUAAUACCCUGUGCGAACGAACAAAAUUUGCUUUGGGUUGCAGAGAGGAUUUAGAGUAUAUCAACCAAACUAAAGCAAAACUCCAAAAAGACGUGACUGGGAUUGACACUUUACGUUAUGUCAUGCACACCUUAAAAGAAGUCAGGCAAAAAGAAGGUGAAAUUGAGUUGGAAUUUAAGCCAAUCAUAGAAAUGUACAACAUUUUAGACAUGUAUCUUGCCACUGGCAUGGAAAAAGAUGAACAAGAUCAUAGACAUAUACUAAAAUCUAAAUGGAAAUCAUUAGUAGAACUAGGUGAACAGAGGCAAAACCAGCUACAAGAAACCCAAAACAGCUUUAAGAAAGAACUCAUAAGAAAUGUCAGCGCUUUGGUCUCUGAUGUAAGGGAUUUCCGAAAAGACUACGAGAGAAAUGGACCAAUGGUCAAAGGAAUUAACCCAGGAGAUGCAGUCGAAAGACUUAGAAGAUUUAAGGAAGAAUACUCAGUCAGAGAAAGAAACUACGAAAUCUACUACGCAGGAGAAGAGCUCUUUGGCCUGCCACAUCAGCCGUACCCAGAACUAGAGCAAACCAAAAAAGAGCUGGGACUACUUACUCAGCUAUAUGACUUAUACGUUCAAGUUAUCAAUACUGUCAACUCUUGGAAAGAAAUGAUAUGGAGCGAUGCCGUUGACAAGCUAACAGACAUGACAGACCAAGUCACUAACUUCGACAAUAUGUGCAAGAAGCUUCCUAGACAGCUAAAGGAAUGGGACGCUUACAAUGAACUCAGGACUGAAAUUGACACCUUUAUCCAAGUUUUACCUUUGCUAGAAGAUUUAAGUAAGCCGUCAAUUAAGCCAAGACAUUGGGAUCAGCUGUCACAGGUAACUGGGCACGAUUUAACACAGAAAAAUGACGAAGUUUUCUAUUUAUCAAAACUCCUCGAAGUAGACCUGCUGAAAUCUAAAGAAGAAAUUGAAGAAAUCAUAGAAUCAGCUGACAAACAGCUGAAAAUUGAAAUUAAACUAGGAGAAAUCAAAGCGAAAUGGACUGUAGAGACCUUUGAUUUUGACACCUUCAGAGGAAGAGACUAUCUUUGUAGACUAGGCGGAAAAGUAUCAGAAAUCAUGGAAGCUCUAGAUGAAGCCCAAGCUGACUUAACGACCAUGAACGCUAUGAAGCAUGUAGCACCGUUCAAGACUGAAGUCGUCAGCUGUCUCAACCUGUAUUCUGAUGUAAGCGAAACCAUUGAUCUCUGGCAAAGAGUCCAAAUUAUGUGGCAAAGCUUAGAGCCUGUCUUCAUGGGAGGUGAUAUUUCUCGACAAAUGCCUACUGAAGCCAGACUGUUCCAGAACACUGACAAAAUGUGGGUAAAAAUCAUGGAAAAAGCAGUAGAAACACAAGUGGUCAUCCCAGCUUGUCAGAAUGAUAUGCUUAAAAACCUGCUGCCAAGCUUAAAAGAGAAACUGGAAACGUGUCAGAAAUCCUUACUCCCCCCCCCCUCCGUGAGCGAACAAAACCAUUAGAAAAAUCGCCAUUUUUUGACCAAAAACCCACCCUCCGUGAGUGAACAAAAAUUUUUUUAAUAGAAAAAAUUUUAAUGGAAAAAAAUUUUGAUAUAUAAGUGAUAAUUAGUAUAAUGAAAUCUAGAGCUAAUUCUGUUUAAUUUUAAACAAAUUGCGUUUUAAAACAUAAAUUUUUGCAAAUUAAAUUAAUAUUUGCUUUCCAAUUUUUGCAAAUUAGGAUUGUUUUAAAUUUCGAAAAAAAUAUUUUUUUAUAAAAUUUAUAUAUAAAUUUUUUUUAAAAAAAAAAAAUUAACCCCCCUCCGUGAGCGAACAAAAUUUUUUUGUUCGCUCACGGAGGGGGGGGGGGGGAGUUAGAUAACUACUUAGAAGCCAAACGAAACAAGUUCGCCAGGUUCUUCUUCGUGUCUGACCCUGUCCUUUUGAGUAUCCUAAGUCAAGGAUCAGAACCUACCUCAAUCCAGACUUUCUUAGAAAACCUGUUUGACGCUAUCACAAGAGUCCAAUUUGACGCCAAAGACCGAAAAUUAAUUACCCAUAUGAUGAGCUCAAUCGGCAAAAACUACGAAUUAAUCGAGCUGUCAGACCCAGUCAAAGCAGAAGGCAACAUAGAAGACUGGCUGAAGAAACUUGAAGACGAAAUGAGAAAGACUGUAAAAGAUAUACUGAGAAACGCCUCACGCGACUGUAUGCAGAUGCAGUACAAAGACUUCGCCCAGAGAUACUGUGCCCAAGCUUCACUUGUAGGACUGCAGCUGCUGUGGACAUAUCACGUAGAAGACUGCUUGUCAAAAGCUAAGGACAGAAAAGUGGCAGACUCUAAAAGAGACAAAAUGACUGAAAUUUGGGACCAAAUCAGAGAUAUGAUUUUGGGAGACUUGCCAAAUGACAUGAUAAGGACUAAAAUUACGACCAUCGUCACUGUGCAUGUGUAUCAAAGAGAUGUCCUUGAUGAGCUAAUUAGCAACUUGGGUAAAGACGCAAGCUCGAAAGGAAACUCUCAAAAUAACUUUGAGUGGCUUAAGAGGACAAGGCAAACCUGGAGAAAUGACACAUUAACUGUUUCAAUUACUGACCAAGACUUUGAGUACCUUUACGAAUAUUUAGGGACUAAGGAAAGGCUGUGCAUUACACCGCUUACGGAUAGGUGCUAUAUUACAUUGGCUCAAGCAUUGGGUAUGAAUUAUGGAGGGGCGCCAGCUGGACCUGCAGGAACAGGCAAAACAGAGACUGUCAAAGAUAUGGGAAGGACACUCGGUGUAUUUGUUGUCGUCACUAACUGCUCCAAUCAGCACAAAUACAAAGACAUGGCCACUAUCUUUAAAGGACUUUGCCAAUCUGGGCUAUGGGGCUGCUUUGACGAGUUCAACAGAAUCUAUCUAGAAGUCCUGUCUGUCGUCGCAAUGCAAGUGGCUGCUAUCAAUAAAGCUAAAAAAUACAGAGAAAAGACCUGUCUUUUCCCUGGAGAAAGCUUGCCAAUCAGUUUAAUCCCUUCUGUAGCUUACUUUAUCACUAUGAACCCUGGCUAUGCCGGCCGUCAAGAACUUCCUGAAAACAUGAAAGUCUUAUUUAGAGGCGUGGCUAUGAUGGUUCCUAACAGAAGAGUCAUCAUUAGAGUCAAACUCGCCGCCCAAGGUUACGAUAAAUACGACCCUCUCUCCAAGAAAUUCACAGUCCUUUAUGCUUUGUGCGAAGAACAGCUUUCUAAACAAAAACAUUACGAUUUCGGACUUAGAAACAUUAACUCAGUACUAAGAAGUGCAGGUAACAUUAAGCGUAACGAAAUGACUGCAGACGAAGAAAUGUUGCUGAUGAGAACUCUCAGAGAUAUGAACUUAUCCAAACUUGUAGCUGAUGAUGUGCCGCUUUUCUUACAGCUACUAAGAGAUAUCUUCCCAGACCAACCAGAGCCACCUAAGCUUCACCAUGGAAAUGUCGAACAAGGCUUAAUCAAAACAAUUCAAGAAUGCGAAAUCAUCAAAAAUGAAGACUGGUUCUUAAAGAUCAUCCAGGUCUAUGAAACUUCACUAGUCAGGCAUGGCUUCAUGAUCGUCGGGCCAACAGGAUCUGGCAAAAGUACCAUCAUCAAUGUUUUAACAACCGUGCUCACCAAUGAAGGGACCUCACAUCGUCUACAAAAAUUGAACCCGAAAGCUAUGACUGCUGAAGAAUUGUAUGGCAGAAAAAUUGAAGUCACUGACGAAUGGGUGCCUGGGGUCUUCAGCAAGCUUUGGCAAAGGUAUAACAACAGAGCUAACAAAUAUAACACUUGGAUUGUCUGUGAUGGACCUGUUGAUACCUUGUGGAUCGAGUCACUGAAUAGUGUCCUUGACGACUCCAAGAUUUUGACCCUUGCAAACAAUGAUAGAAUUCCUAUGACUGAUAACGUAAAACUUGUGUUUGAGGUGGAAAACUUGAAAAACGCCUCCCCAGCUACUGUGUCCCGCUGCGGCAUCAUUUAUCUGUCUGAGUCUGACUUAGGCUGGGAACCUAUAGUCACAGCUUGGUGCAACAACAGAGAAUCUUCCCAAAAAGCCACCACAACUGGCAGAGUCCAAGAAAUGUCGCACAUUAAAAGACUUGUCGGGAAAUAUCUCAAGGAUGAAAAUAUCAUGGUAAACCUUUACAAGACAGGCAAUAAACUGGUUCCAGUCAUGCCUCAGAACUAUGCAGUACAGGUUUCAAACUUAAUUACAUUGCUGACUGUUUUACUAAACCAGUUUUCUGAUGGUGAAUUGCAGCCAGUCCAGUACGAAAGGCUUUUCUUAUACGCAAUGACAUGGACUAUUGGCGCUAUGUUUGAGCCAGAAGACAGGCACAAAUUCCAUCAUUACCUGCUAGGUAUGGGUGCUCCGCUACCUAAUGUAGAAGCUGGCGAAACCUUAUAUGAGUACAAGUUUGAUUCAAACACCAAGAAUUGGGUUAAAUGGGUUGCAGACUCUUGGGAACGACAGCCAGGCCAAGCCUUUGCCCAAUUGCUAAUCCCAACCAUGGACUCUACCAGAGCUGAAUACCUGAUCAAGCUUAUCAUGUCUCUCCCUAAGACCCACGAGCAGAGAAAAGAAGUCUUGCUAGUCGGAGGCGCAGGUACAGCCAAAACUUCGACGAUCUUUAUGUACACCCAAAAACUCCCAGAAAACACCGUCAUGAAGAAGAUGAACUUUUCCUCAGCGACUCUCCCUAAGAUGUUCCAAGACUCCAUUGACUCUGAUUUAGAAAAGAAAACAGGCAGAAACUACUGUCCACCUAACAAUAAAACUUUGCUUGUGUUUAUUGAUGAUAUCAGCAUGCCGUUUGUCAAUGAAUGGGGCGACCAGAUUACACUAGAAAUUGUAAGACAGCUGAUUGAACAGGGCGGGUACUAUUUCUUAGAAAAAGACAAGAUCGGAGAGCUUAAAAAGAUCGAGAACUUGAUCUUUAUAGCUGCCAUGAACCAUCCUGGAGGAGGCAGAAAUGAUAUCCCAAGCAGGCUUAAACGGCACUUCUUCAGCUUCAAUAUGGUCCUACCAUCUAAAGAAUCAGUCGAUAACAUCUAUGGUACUAUCAUCAGAAGUGCUUUUACUACCAAAAACUUUGGAGAAGAUGUCGUCACAAUUGCAAAUAAACUUACUGGAAGCACAAUUACCCUAUGGGAAAGAGUCAAAAAGCGGUUCUUGCCGACUCCUUCGCAGUUCCAUUACUUGUUCAACAUGAGAGAACUUUCAAGAGUCUUCCAAGGGGUCUUUGAAUGCAUCAAAACUAGAGAAGGUAGAGAAGUCAUCAAAAAUGCCAAAAACAUUGGGACCAUUAAGCCGGGCGUUUUCCUUGUAGGACUCUGGAAGCAUGAGUGUCAAAGAGUUUUUGAAGACAAGCUGACGACCUUUGACAAUAAAGAAGAACUCAAAGCCAUGCUUAAAGAUGUCACUGAACAGCACUUUGGAGCUGAAACUGAAGAUCAACUCGGAGAAGGACUCCUUUUCUGUGAUUUCCAAAGGAAAGACAAGUAUAAUGAAGAUGGAGAAUUAGAAGAAGAAGCACCAAAAGUAUACGAAGCCAUUAAGAGUAUACCUGUGAUUGAGAAAAAGAUCACGCAGUUCUUGGAUGCUUAUAAUGAAAACUCCAGAGGCAAAACUAUGAACUUGGUUCUUUUCGAAGACGCUAUAAGACACUUGCUGAGGAUUUCCCGCACCAUACAGAUGGAUAGAGGAAAUAUGCUUCUCGUUGGUGUAGGUGGAUCUGGAAAACAGUCUUUGACCAGAUUGGCUGCGUUUAUAGGCAAACAUAUAACCCAUCAGAUCCAGCUGACCAAGACUUAUAACCAAAACGCGCUUUUCGCUGAUUUAUUGCAGCUUUAUAAAUGGUCAGGCCACGAAGGAAAGAGAACCACUUUUAUUAUGACUGACUCUGAAAUCAAGCAGGAAACUUUCUUGGAGUUCAUCAACUCAAUUCUGUCAACUGGAGAAGUUGCUGGUCUUUUGCCUAAAGAAGACAGAGAAAUUAUUCUUGCUGACAUGAGAACAUAUUAUGGCAAAGAAAAGCCACAAGCUCCUGACCCUACCAACCUUGACCUUUACAAUUACUUUAUAGACAGAGUCAGAGCCAAUUUGCACAUUGUCCUGUGCUUCAGUCCAGUCGGUGACAAGUUCAGAGAAAGGUUCAGAAAAUUCCCAGCCAUCUUCAACGGCUCCACCAUCAAUUGGUUCUUGCCAUGGCCUAAAGAAGCCCUUAUUAGUGUCUCUAAAAGUUUUAUAUCUGACUUCACUAUCCACGCCACCCCAGAAGUCAAAGGCAAUCUAGAAGCCCACAUGGGAAAAGUCCACAACAUGGUUACUGAUGUCUGCACCCUCUAUUAUAACAAGAUGAGAAGGUACGUCUACGUGACACCAAAGUCCUAUCUGUCCUUCAUUUCCUCUUACAAAACCGUCUACCAAAUGAAAGUCGAGGUCCUUGAAGGCCAAGAACGAAGAGUCGCCUUAGGCUUAAACAAGCUAAAACAAGCAGAAGCUGACGUUAAAGAAAUGCAGACCAAGCUAGAACUUGAAAAAGUAAAAAUCCACGAGGCUGAACAAAAGACAGACCAGCUCGUCAAAACGCUUGAUGUCGAAAAAUCCAAAGCACAAAAACAAAGUGACCAAGUCGCCGAAAGAAAAGACCAAUGUGAGCAACAAGCUGCUGAAAUCCGUGUGCAGAGAGAAGAAGCUGACAGAGAGCUCCAAGAAGCCUUGCCUUUCUUGCACAGCGCCAUGAGAGCUGUUGACUCUAUUACCUCUAAAGAUAUCAAUGAAGUCAAAACUAACAAGUCGCCAGUCGAUAUGAUUCGACUUAUUUUUGAUGGUGUGUUGGUCAUUUUAAGUCUUCCAAUUGUCCCAGUCGCAUUUAAACAGAUCAAAGUAAAGAACGUUCUUUAUGACUUCAUACAAGACUCCUUUGAUGAGUCAGCCAAAAGUAUGAUCACUGAUCCGAGGUUCUUGCAGAAACUUAUUGAUUUCUCAGAAAAAGAAAAGGAUAAUAUUAAUGAUGAAACUUGUGAACUGCUGGAACCAUAUUUGAACUUACUCCCCCCCCUCUGUGAGUGAACAAAAAAAUUUUGUUCAUUCACGGAUGGGGGUUAAUUUUUUAUUAUUAAAAAAAUUUAUAUAUAAAUUUUAUAGAAUUUUUUUUUCGAAAUUUAAAAAAAUCUCACUUCUAUAAAAAUUGAAAGCAAAUAUUAAUCUAAUUUGUAAAAAUUUAUGUUUUAAAACGCAAUUUGUUUAAAAUUAAGCAGAAUUAGCUCGAGAUUUUAUCAUACUAAUAAUCUUAUCUUAUAGAAUUUAUAUCGCUUAACGUCCACUACGGGGUUACAACUCCAGGUUUAUCACUCGCCUUUCGUCGCAUCGGGCCCACCAGCCUGCUGGAGACAAACUCGCUUCGAUCACCAAGGUGCUUCUAGGGCAAAUGUCCACGUCUUCGACGGCUCAUGGAUGAGCUACUUGCUUGUACAUGGGUUGCUUUUCCGAAAAACCCAAAAAAUGGAUUUUUCUGGUCGGCUAUCGGCAAAAAGGAAAAAUGCAAAACCUGGGACGUAACGCCCAGUUUCACGCUAGGGAGUUGCCCGAAUGGUCCAGAGGACUUUGCUGGGCUUCCCCUUUCCAACCCUGCACCUUCCUUCCCCACGAGGAAAAAUCCACCCCUGAGAAUAGACUAGGGCUAGGCUCUGAAAGCUACCAGAAUUGCUUACCUAGCAUUUGCUGUCCAUCUCUGAAAUGGUAAAACCUUGCCGGAUAUAAUUAAAAUAUGAGUCGAGGCUGCAUGGCCGGGAGGCCAUGCCUAGACGAAGACGCCAUAUUUUAAUUAUAUCAUACUAAUAAUCACUUAUAUAUCAAAAAUGUUUUCCAUAAAAAAUUUUUCUACUCAAGAGGUGGGUUUUUGGGCAAAAAAUAAGGAUUUUUUCUAAUGUUUUUGUUCACUCAUUGAGGGGGGGAGUUAGAAGUCUUUAAUGCAGCUGCGGCCAAAUCAGCUAGUGCAGCUGCUGAAGGGCUGUGCAUUUGGGUCAGGGCUAUGACUCAGUAUCAUGAAGCUUCUAAAAUUGUGAAACCAAAGAUGGACUAUUUGACUGUGCAGAACCAAAGAUUAGAAGCGGCUAUGACUGAACUGGCAGCUGCAGAAGCAGAGCUGAAAGAAGCCCAAGACAAGCUGGCUAAGCUGCAGGACAACUAUAAUACAGAACUCGGCAAAAAGAAAGCUCUCGAGGAAAAUAUGAAUAAGCUGAAGAGAAAAACUGACCAAGCUAAUAAGCUUAUUUCAGGACUUACUGAUGAAAAAGCUAGGUGGACUGAAGACUCAAAAGGAUUCGCAGACUUGAAGAAAAGGCUAGUUGGAGAUGUCGCAGUCUCUACCGCAUUCAUGUCUUACUGUGGACCUUUUAACUCUGAGUUUAGGACAAUGAUGAUGAAGGACUAUUUCAUUCAGGAUCUCAACUCUAGCCAAAUCCCAGUCUCCAACAAUCUCGAUUUAACUUCUUUCUUACUCAUUCCUUUUAAUAAGUAAAAUGCACAAAUUUUUUUUAAUUAAAAAUAAUUAAAGCAAUUUUUUUAAAUAUAUUAAAGCAAUUUUUUUUGAAUAUAUUUAAAUAUGCUAUACUUAUUUUGACUCUUCCUAUUUCUGCAUAAUUUAAAGAUAUAUAAAAUGGAAGAAGUUAGUAGAAAAAACUACAGUCUCAGAAUGAAACUUGCAAGGUCUUCCAAAAGAUGAUCUAAGCACGCAAAAUGGCAUCAUGGUUACCAGAGCUAGCAGAUUCCCAUUGAUGAUUGACCCUCAAGGCCAAGCUUACAAAUGGAUCCUCAGCAAAGAAGGCGUAAACCUUUCAAUCUGCACACAAACUGGCAAAUUUAUGGAUCAGGUCCGCAACUGCUUGGAAAAUGGUAGGUCUUUACUAAUCGAAAAUAUUGAAAACGAAGUUGACCCAGAGCUUGACCCACUUCUUGAAAAACAAAUCAUUGUAAAAAAUAAGAAAAAAUACGUCACUUUAUCAGGACAAAGCAUCGAGUGGGACGAUGAGUUCAAACUUUUCAUGACUUCUAGGCUUGGAAAUCCUCACUUCUCGCCUGAGCUUGCUGCUAAAACUACCAUCAUUGAUUUCACUGUCACUAUUAGUGGGCUUGAGCAACAACUUCUAGGAAGAGUCCUCAGCAAAGAACAGAGGUCACUAGAAGAAUCAUUGCAGCAGCUGCUUGAAGAAGUCACCGCAAACGCUAAAUCCCUUGAACAAUAUAACAAAAACCUGUUAGAAAGGCUGACCAAUACCGAAGGAAACCUUAUUGACGAUACUGAGCUUAUAGAGGUCUUAAACAACACCAAAGCCAAAGCUAAAGAAGUCCAGGUGAAACUUGACGAGGCCCAAGAAAAGCAGAUCGAUAUCAACGAGAAAAGAGAAAUUUACAGGCCAGUGGCCACCAGAGGCUCCUUAUUGUACUUCAGCAUUGUCGAAAUGAGUACAGUCAACUGGAUGUACAACACCUCCCUCAACCAAUUUUUGCAGAAAUUCGACGAAAGUAUCGACAUCGCUGAAAAAGCCAGCACAAACCAGGACAGAGUCAAAAAUAUCACCAAUAAGCUCACCUAUGUCGCCUACCGAUACGUUAACAGAGGUCUCUUUGAAAAGGACAAGCUGACCUUCCUACUUAUGAUUUGUCUGAAAAUCUUAGUCAUCGGUGGCAAACUCACACAGACUGAUGUAGAUUUGCUGCUGAAAGGUGGUAAAGCUCUUGAUAAAAACGCAAUUCCUCCUAAUAAGAGCUCUGAUUUAUUCGAUAUUGAUGUGUGGAAAAACGUCAUUGCGCUGUCUAAACAUUACUAUGGAAAAGAGCACUUGUGCAUUUUCAGCGAUCUGCCUCAGGAUAUUGAAGAAAGGAAAAAUGAGUGGAAAGCUUGGUUUGACGAUAACACUCCUGAAAAACGACCAGUGCCGAAAUAUAGAGAAACAAUAGAGUCUGAACAAGGCAUAGGCAAAUUCAUACACUUUACUUUGGUAAGGUCUUUAAGAGAAGACAGAACCGGCAUGUGUGCUAUUGACUUUAUUGAAAGCAUGCUAGGGAGAGACUUUGUGGUGCCUGUAGCUGAUAGCAUUGAAGAGAUCUUAGAAGAAAGUACUUGCAGAGUACCCAUCUUGUACUUGCUGUCCCCGGGUGCAGAUCCUACCAACAAAAUAGAAGAUCUAGCCAAAAAGAAGCGCAAGCAUAACAUUGAAAAAGUGUCUAUGGGUGAAGGACAAGACGUGAUUGCAUUAGAAGCUAUGAAAGCAAGCUUUUUCAAUGGAAGCUGGGUCAUCUUAUACAACUGUCACUUGGGCUUAGAAUUCAUGGCAAGAAUGGAAACUUUACUAGGCAAAGGAGAAGAAAUUGACCCCGACUUCAGACUUUGGCUUACUUGUGAGCCUAGAGCUAAUUUCCCUAUAGGACUGCUGCAAAUGGCUAUCAAAGCUACUGAUGAGCCUCCUAAAGGUCUUAAAGCUGGCCUUACCAGGACUUUUUCAACCACCAUUGAUGGAGACUUCUUAGAACGCCACGACACUGACAAAUGGAGAAAAAUAACCUACGCCAUUUGCUUCCUGCAUUCUGUCAUCAUUGAAAGAAGAAAAUUCGGUCCAUUAGGUUGGUGCAUCCCUUACGAGUUCAACACUUCUGAUCUUGAAGCCUCUCUAACUUUCUUAGACCGCCACGUCAAUCAAAAAGAGGCCCAAAACAGCCAGCCAGACUGGGACAUUGUCAGAUUUAUGGUCUGCGACAUCCAAUUUGGAGGUAGAAUCACUGAUGAAAAAGACUUUGAGCUAAUCCAAGCAUUUGGCGCUGAGUGGAUUGAUGAGCGUAUUAUGAGCACCAGUUUCUCCUUUAAUUCAGGCCCCAGCACUGGUGAUAACUCUUACAAAGUGAUUGACUCCACUGAAAUUUCUAGAUACAGAGAUCAAAUCAGCAUGCUUCCAGCCUUUGAAAGCCCAUCCCUGUUCUUUUUGAACCAAAACGCAGAUAUCACAUUUAGGAGAAGAGAAGGCAACGAGGUCUUAGCCACAAUCCAGAUGACGCAGCCUAAAGAAAGUGACGCUUCAAGUGGCAAAUCUAGAGAUGAUAUUGUGCAUGAGUAUGUAUUGGAGUAUCUUUCUAAACUGCCUGCAGACUAUAUAGAAGCUGACGUCAGAGAUAUGGUCAGAAGACUUACAGGGCCAAAAGGGCUUGAUAAAGAGAAAAACGGAUUCAAGAUCCCACUUAACAUUUUCUUGUUCCAAGAAAUUAUGAGGCUUCAAAACGUCAUCGGAAUCGUAAGGAGGACUCUUAAUGACUUAAUUGAAGUCAGAGCUGGUAAUAUUAUCUUGACCCCUGAACUCCAAGAAGCAGCUGACGCCAUCUAUGACUCCAGAGUGCCAAAGCAGUGGCAGUACGACGCCAACGCAAGUGAAAUUUCAUGGCUCGACUCCACUUUAGGCUCUUGGGUCAGUGGCCUCCAAGACAGAAACUCCCAACUUGGAAACUGGUUGAAAGACGGCAGACCUCCAAUUUACAACCUUGGUUUCUUCUUCAACCCUCAAGGCUUCUUAACAGCAGUCAAACAAGAAGUCACCCGACAAAUGAAGAGCGAAAACUGGGCUCUCGACGACGUCGAAGAAAGGACAGAAGUCAGAGAUAAAUCAGAAAGGCCUAAAGAUAUCCCUGAAAAAGGAGUCCUGAUUAAAGGGCUCUUCUUGGAAGGAGCUAGGUGGAAUAACAACAAGGAUGGAGGAAGACUAGAAGAAUUGACUGGAAAAGACACUUAUGUGGAUAUGCCAAAUAUUUAUGUGGGAGCUAGAGUUAAGGAUAAACAGACUAAGGGAGGAAAAGACUAUGAAGAUUUCGGUAUGUACAGCUGUCCUUGUUAUAAGUAUAAGCAACGAACGGAUAAAUAUUUCAUUUUCAAUGUCAAGCUGAGAUGCGAUAGUCCACAGCAAAACUUGUGGAAACUGAGAGGUGUUGCACUGCUGUGCCAGAAGCCAGUUUGGUAA